CUUAUUGUAAAUUUUAACCCACCUGUACUUAAUGAAUUUAAACUUCUAACAUUAUCAUUUGCAAUUAGUAAUAGUGAUCAAUUAAUAUCUUCAGAAUUAUCCAAGUUGCACAUACGGGCAUUGUGGCCUAUUCAACCACAAGCACCACAGCGUCAAGACCUAUUUUCAUAA
Dentiscutata erythropus is the source of this 171-nucleotide messenger RNA. NCBI's taxonomy places the organism in Eukaryota, Fungi, Glomeromycota, Glomeromycetes, Diversisporales, Gigasporaceae. The record is from the annotation of a GenBank genome assembly.